Molecule: messenger RNA, 772 nt
Organism: Papaver somniferum (opium poppy)
Lineage: Eukaryota; Viridiplantae; Streptophyta; Magnoliopsida; Ranunculales; Papaveraceae
Exons: 3
Coding region: 57-473 (138 amino acids)
Cellular component (GO): chloroplast envelope
Source: RefSeq, a predicted model, not a curated record
GAUAAAACACACGCCUUUGUUUCCUCUAGGUUUUGAUUAGUGAAGAGAAAAAAAAAAUGAAGAAACAACUCUUAUCUUCAGCGCCAUGGAGAGGAGAAGAUGAAGAUGAAGAGAAAUUCAAAGAUGGGAAACUCAAAUUAACAAGCCAAUCCGGAGGUGAUUCUACUAUGUAUGUUCCUGGAAAGAAAUCAGUUUCUUCAAAAGCCAACGAUAAGAACAGCCUCAAUGAUUCUCUCUCUGAAAUUGACCCAGAACUUAGAUACAGCUUUCAGAGGAAUGUUCAGUUUCUUCAACGUGUUUUUACCAUCGACACCCUUGUAAAACCACUUCCUCCGGCAGUAUCGUACAAUGUUUCUCGCAAUUUGAGCUUUUUUACGCGCAUCUUCACGCAAUUCUUCGAUCCUGAAGGCAUUUCUAAUGCUCAGAAAUCACUUGGGUUAGGUCAAGAAGAGAAAGAACGACGUGUUAAGUAGUCCUGGAGAAGUAAUAGCGUCAGUCGGUUGUUUGAAACUUAUACCGGCUCUUCAUGUCAAAAUUCUUGCACCGACUAUUAGUUUCUGUGUAUGCAUUACUUUCAAGACAUGAAAUUUAAGUUGUUAAUCAUACUCUUCAAUAUAUAUAAGUAAAUUUUUGUUAAUCCUUUAAGUUAGGCUAUUGUAGUUUGGGGUUUGCAAACGGGAUUUAUGUGUGUAAUCUGGAAGAUAACACCAUGCACAUUCUCACCUCUAAUAUUUAAGUGAUAUUCAGUCAAACCUUAGUUGCAUUCGGGGAA